AUGUCAAUGAGACCCACUCGUUGCAUAGAUGCUAAACCUGGUCCGAAGAUGCAAAAGUUCUUCUUAACACUCAUGUCUGACCAUAGGGAGUACGGUCAUGAAGAGGUCAUACAGAUCUUCGAUCAGUGUGUACCAAAACCUGAGAAUCCAGACGAACUCUUCAUGAAAAUUUACUUGCUUCAAUGGAGAGAUGAGAGAACAGAUAUGAAACUCAGACCAAUACCAAUCUUUCUAGGUUUCUGCAAUUACCUAGAACAAGCAUACCAGAUUAAAGGGUCUGACACCAUCUUCCUCCAAAAAUAA
This is a messenger RNA of Trichomonas vaginalis G3, 303 nucleotides long. RefSeq lists its product as uncharacterized. NCBI's taxonomy places the organism in Eukaryota, Parabasalia, Trichomonadida, Trichomonadidae. Bases 1 to 303 code for a protein of 100 amino acids. The transcript has a single exon. The record is from RefSeq and is a predicted model, not a curated record.